AUAUGGAAUGAAUUUGGUACUGAUAGUACGUUUCAGAAUAAAUCAAAUACUCAACAAACUUUUAAGAGAUUAGAUAAUUUAUUAUACUAUAUUGAAAAUAAUCCAUCAAUUUUACGUGGAUUUAUUGAAGCAAAAUAUUCUAAUAUAUUUGAGUUAGAAUAUAAAUAUUAUAAAGCUGAAAAAAAAAUAAAUACUAUAAUCAAAUCAGCAAAAAGAGAUGCAAAUUACUUAGAAGCUAAAAUAGAACAAGGAAAUCAACCAAACCUUGUUUUUAAUCUACAAAAGUCAGAUAUUAAUUUCGUUUUAAUACAAGCACUAAGUAAUAAAAUAACAAAAACUCAAAACCAACUAAAUAAUACUAAAAAACGAUUACGUUACUCAUAUAAUAAAAUAAUAUCCUUACAAGAAUUGUUAGAAAAUGAAUCUGAUAAUUCAAGUAAUAAUAGUGAAAAUAGCGAUAUAGAAAAAGAUCAAGAUUUUUUAUCUAUAACAAGCAAAACUUCUGAACUUCAAGAAAUUAUAAAUACAAUGAUUACUAAAAGCAAAUUAGGCUCUAGUUUGUUUGUUAGUACAAAUACUUUUCUUGAAUUAAUUAUUAAUCAACCAUGUUCAGCAUGUUUCAAUACUGAUAUUACAACCAAAAAAUAUCAAAUAAUGACUUGUGAAUUUUCUGUAAAGAUUAAUAUUACUUGUAAUAAAUGUUCUACAACCAUGUUUCAUAAAAAUAAAGAAGCUGGAAUUGACUAUUUAAAGCUUGUUGCUAGAGCAAGUUUAGUUGGAGGUGUAAAUAAAGAAGAAUAG
Messenger RNA from Dentiscutata erythropus, 801 nucleotides. NCBI's taxonomy places the organism in Eukaryota, Fungi, Glomeromycota, Glomeromycetes, Diversisporales, Gigasporaceae. The record is from the annotation of a GenBank genome assembly.